AUGAUAACAUUCUCAGCCUCAUCCAGACUACAGGUUAAAGUUGCUGAUACACUUUGGAUGUAUAUUGAUGAUCGUUUGGUGUUUGAUAAUGGAGGGUUGACGGGCCGAUCAGAUCUAAGUGCACCUUUAAAUCCAAGUACAUUAUAUACAAUGGAUUACCAAUCCAAGAGUAUUCAAUAUUCCCAAAAUGAUGAGAUAAAAGAAGAAUCACAAUUACCCGACUUCAAAGAGGACUAUCCAUAUAAGUUGUUUAUGUUCCAUUGUGAACAGACCAGAGGUGAUGAUUCAUUCUCAAUAUCAAUCAAGGAUACCAAGUUAUCAUGUCCAUUGUAUGAUUACUGUGGUGUUUGUCUUGGUAAUGGAUCUACUUGUUGCUCACCUACAAGUUGUACGGAUGAAGAUCCAUGUACUGUAGACUCAUGUCCUUUGGUUGUACCUGGAAUGGACAAUCACAUCAACACUACCAACUAUCUAAAAUACUGUGUACAUGUACCAUUGACCCCAACGUUUGAACCCAAUACGACAUGUCAACACCUAUAUUGUCAACCAGACUCAAAGGGCAACCCAGUAUUCAUCGUAAAUGAGACCUGUCUCCCAGUGUCCAAGUGUAGUAUCCCAUUCUGUGAUAAGGAGCUAGGUUGUAUAUAUCGUACAAUGUCAUGUCCCCAGCCAUCAGAUCAAUGUCUUCAAAGUUAUUGUGAUGAGACAACUGGUCAGUGUCAAGUUAGAAACUCCUCACCAUACCCUUUUGGAUGUCAGAAGGGUGCAAUCAUUGGAUUGGCACUUGGUCUCGCAGCAUUGAUUGCACUGAUAGGUGCUGGCGUGGCAUUAUUAUUCAAGACCAAAUCAUUCACAUCUGUAUUGAAAUGUGAUAAUCCAUUAUAUGAAUAA
This is a messenger RNA of Acytostelium subglobosum LB1, 891 nucleotides long. RefSeq lists its product as hypothetical. The record is from RefSeq and is a predicted model, not a curated record. Lineage: Eukaryota; Evosea; Eumycetozoa; Acytosteliales; Acytosteliaceae. The transcript has 4 exons. Bases 1 to 891 code for a protein of 296 amino acids. Gene Ontology annotation, cellular component: extracellular region.